Molecule: messenger RNA, 1410 nt
Organism: Pseudozyma hubeiensis SY62
Lineage: Eukaryota; Fungi; Basidiomycota; Ustilaginomycetes; Ustilaginales; Ustilaginaceae
Exons: 1
Coding region: 1-1410 (469 amino acids)
Cellular component (GO): mitochondrial small ribosomal subunit
Molecular function (GO): structural constituent of ribosome
Source: RefSeq, a predicted model, not a curated record
AUGACCUGCGUUCCUCCGCUUCGAGGCUCCCUCGGCCUGCUGCGCCAUCAGGCCGCUGCACUUGUCGGUCCCAGCAGUGCUUCCCGCACUUUUGUGACUACGGCUGUCGCAUCUGCAGCAGCCAAGAAGGCAGCACCAGUCAAGAAGAAGGCAGUCGUCAAGAAGAAAUCAGCACACUCGGGACCACGAUCCACUGGCGGUCGUCGCAAAGGUGGUGCCGACUCGUCUGCUGGUCUCUCCAAGACAUCCGAAUUCCACGUCGACGCACCCGACAUGUCGCACCUCCCGCUCCUCCACGCCGAAGCUCUUACUGCCACCUCCGCCGGGCAGACAUUUGCGUUCAGUGACCAGACGCUUUCCGCAUUCAAAGCCUUUGGGCUGCCACAGGAGCUCGAACGAGAACUCGCAACGCAACCCAAACCUCGCUCCUUGGUUCGCAAACAGACGCUGGAUCUGUUGGAUAAGCUCGAUGCCGCAUCCAAGGCCAAGAAGGGCACAAGCAUUGUAUUGGACGGAAGCAGGGGCAGCGGCAAAUCGAUGCUACUAGCACAGUCGAUUGCAUACGCUUUGGAUGAUGGUUGGGUGGUCAUCUCGGUACCGAGGGCCAUCAAUCUGAUCAACUCGUCGACAUUAUACACUUACAGCGCUCAACACAAGGCCUACCUCCAACCCGAGGCCACCACCCAGCUGCUGGACGCUGUACUCAAAGUCAAUGGCGCCGCAUUGAAACAAAUCAAGACCAAAGAGGCUGUCGAGCUGGACGGAAGCAAGGUGGACGCAGGAACACCCCUUGAAACGCUCCUCAAGCGCGGCGUCGACGAGUCGAGUUCGGCCGCAACUAAGCAGACGGUACUGGAAGCAAUGUUCAAGACGCUCUCGAGUCAAACGGAGCGUCCUCUCCUCGUAGCGGUUGACGAUGCACAAGCUCUCUUCCGUACAUCACUUUACAAAGAUCCCGACUUCAUCAACCUCGAGUCGUUCGAGCUUGGUCUUCCCCGCGCCUUGCUCUCCCUCCUCACUUCAUCCUCUUCCGCCAUUAGCCGAGGAGCUUUCAUCGGAGCACUUUCCACGACACACACCGAGUUCCUCCCUCCGCCCGAACUGCAAAUCGCUCUUUCCGAAAAGUCUUCUUCCGACGGAACGGCAAAGUUGAUGACGCAGGCCAUCAACGCAUACACCAAGCUCAACCCACAACAUCUCGAACACGCCCGCACUGUGGCAAAGAGGGCCGAUGUGGUAGACACCUCCAACCCACUCAGCAAGGAUGAAGCUGCUGCGAUCUUUGCUCAGCUUAAGGACGAGAGGAGACACUGGACCGCCGUGAACGACGAAUUGUUCCUGGAGAAGCUGGUCGAGUCGAACGGCAAUGCUAGGUUGUUUAGCAAGAGCCUUGUUUCGACGCUUUUGUAA